AUGAACCAUCCUUGGAUUGGCUGUUUUGCAUAUCACUCGCGUUAUCAACCAGAUCGAACCGAGCACCAGAUUCGUGUGUGCACGUACAGCAUAUGCAUUGUGUUUAAUCCGGGCUGGGUGGUAUCUGUCCGAAAUCAGACGAAUUGGAGACUCGGUGUCGUGGGAUUUCUGCCUGGCCGGGUCAUGCAGAGUGGGCGGGUCAGCGCUAAGCCCCACCGCGAUGUGGCUAAGGCGUCAACGCCAACAUGGCCUACUCUCGGUGGAUAUCAUAGGCUGUGUGAAGUCGGAAUGAUGUGGCUUUGCGGUGUGAGGACAAGGCUGUACGACUGUUCUGAACGAACCCCCUCCUACAGGACGGGGCAGUUGGUCGGAUGGGACCAGAAACUUUCUGGAUUAGCGCGCAUUCGACAUUCAACCAAGACCUGUAGGCAGCUGCUCGUUCCAAACGGAACGUCUAUCACAGACACUGGCCAUUGCAGGAGAGCGACAGUGUCGAACCGGAUAGCAAAAUGUACAUUUCAUAUCUGA
This is a messenger RNA of Protopolystoma xenopodis, 528 nucleotides long. NCBI's taxonomy places the organism in Eukaryota, Metazoa, Platyhelminthes, Monogenea, Polystomatidea, Polystomatidae. The record is from the annotation of a GenBank genome assembly.